This is a messenger RNA of Lodderomyces jiufengensis, 1512 nucleotides long. RefSeq lists its product as uncharacterized. The coding region runs from base 1 to 1512 and encodes 503 amino acids. NCBI's taxonomy places the organism in Eukaryota, Fungi, Ascomycota, Pichiomycetes, Serinales, Debaryomycetaceae. The record is from RefSeq and is a predicted model, not a curated record. The transcript has a single exon.
AUGAGGCAGCGGGUUCAAAGGAGUAAAACCCUACCUGAAAGUCCAACCACCGUCAAAAGUCCAAACGAUACAACAGAAAUAACUCAUGUUUCAGAUAGUGAAGAAGAAUACUCUUACUUACAACCACCACCACCAACACCACAAUCAUCAUCAACUUAUCAAACUAAUUUUAAUUUAGGUAGUGAUUCACAACUAAACAAUGCAUCACAAUUGAGUAAUGAUAAUUUCCAUAACAUUGAUUUUGCAGCUAAUGAAAAUGAACUAAAAUCAACACAACAAUAUUUACAAACUCAAGAAUUUUAUAGUUCACAUCCAUUAGUAAAAGAAGAAAUGAUUGAGAUAUCAGAUGAUGAAUAUGAUUCUUCAAGUAUAAGAGAUGGAGAAGUUGAAGAAAUUUCAAAUUUUGAAAUUAAGCAACCAAAAUCAAGUUCAUCUUGUCCAACUGCAAAUCAAUUAUUACUGGGAAGUUCAAAUGAAACAGAAUCUUUAGAUAAAGCAGAAGUUUUGAAAAAUGUUAUUCUACCGGAUAUAAAAUUUAAUGAAGAUGAAAUUAUUGAUUGUUCCUCACAAAAUGGAGAAAUCAAAACUGAAUUGGGUAUUAAACAUGAAUUUGAUGAAUUAAUUGAUCAAAAAUUUAAAAUUACCAAUGAAAUAAAAUGUAAAUUUGAGUUGGCUAAUGGAAAAAGUAACUUAAAAGCUACUUUAUUGAAAAUCGAAGAAUUUGAUGAUAAUCAAUUUGAUUCAAAAAAUUACUUAAAAGAUCGAGUUAGAGUUGACAAUACUAUAAAAGUUGAGCUGGAAUUAACUGAUGUCGUUAAACCGAAAAAAUUAGUCGAUCUAUUGACUUCUGGAAAAUAUGAUAAAUUUGGGGAUUUAUAUGAUGAUUUAAAUAAAUUGGAAGAAUCAAGGGAAAAGAAUCAUCGAUUUAGAGGUAAAGAAGCUCCUGAAGAAAAAAAAGAUGUACAUAAAGAAUUAACAAAAUUGGAAAAUUUACCUGAAGUAUCAACUACCAAAGAGUUUGAUUUGCAAAAACCACCUGAAAAAACUACUAAAAAAGUCAAUUUGCAUGAAAUUGUUGAAUCAAGACCUACUUCAAGAACUGGAUCAAAUAAAUCAUUAGAAUCAACUAAUUCAAGUAAAUCAAAAGAUUCGGUAUUUUCACGUAAUAAACCGGUGAAUAAUCCUCCUUUAGAUGUGAUUGACAACAAUUCAAAAGUAAUUGAUCUGGAAUUAAUUGCACAAUCAAAAAAUUUACAAGUAUUUGAGCUGGUAUCAAUUACUGAAUCAACUAAUGAACAACCAAAAUCUUCACCACCAAAAACUUCAACAUCAAAAAUUUCACCACCAAAAGAUCAAGAAAAUCAAACACAUUUACAACCAACUUUGAAAAGAAAAAGAUUACAAUCAAAACCUUUAUCAGAAAUUGUUAGUAAUAAUAAAAGAUCAAGAGUUGGAUUAUCAAAACGAGUUAAAAUUGAUCAUUUACAUGAUAAUAUUAAACCACGCUCUUAA